AGGGACUGGAGGCUGGCGCCUGAGCUCCGAGAGAGAGCAUAGCCAGGGCUCAGUCAGCCAAGGAGGUGACUGCCAGCCUGCAGGCUUCAAGCCACCACCACCCCUGGGGGUAGACACUCGGCCUGCAACACCCCCGGGUCUGUCUGUCUCCUCCACCCCCCCCCAGGAAGCCAUGGUCCCACUGAGGCCGGGCGCCCCUGAGGGCCCCCAAGCGCAUCGGAUGUCGCAUCGCUGAGUUUGGAGAGGCCAAGAGGUCACCUUCCCUCAACACGCCCCCACACCACACCAACUAAGAGUUGGGAGACAAGGUGUGUCAUGGAGCCUCCGGCCGUCCCUUCGGAGAGGAGCUUAUCCCUGUCUCUCCCCGGACCCCGGGAGGGUCAGGCAACCCUGAAGCCACCUCCCCAGCACCUGUGGCGACAGCCGAGGACCCCCAUCCGUAUCCAGCAGCGUGGCUACUCGGACAGUGCGGAGCGCUCGGAGUCUGAGCGGGCACCCCACCGGCCCAUAGAGCGCGCCGACGCCGUGGACACCUGCGAUCGGCCUGGCCUGCGGACCACCCGUAUGUCCUGGCCCUCCUCCUUCCACGGCACGGGGACCGGCAGCUGUAGGCGCUUGGAGGCAGAAAAUGGACCAACACCAUCCUCCGGACGCAGCCCUCUGGACUCGCAGGCGAGCCCAGGGCUGGUGCUGCAUGCUGGGACAGCCACCAGCCAGCGCCGGGAAUCCUUCCUCUACCGUUCAGACAGUGACUAUGACAUGUCACCCAAGACCAUGUCUCGUAACUCAUCGGUCACCAGUGAGGCGCAUGCUGAGGACCUAAUUGUGACACCGUUUGCCCAGGUGCUGGCCAGCCUCCGCAGCGUUCGAAGCAACUUCUCACUCCUAACCAAUGUGCCCAUCCCCAGUAACAAGCGGUCCCCGCUGGGCGGCCCACCCCCUGUCUGCAAGGCCACGCUGUCAGAGGAGACAUGCCAGCAGCUGGCCCAGGAAACCUUGGAGGAGCUGGACUGGUGUCUCGAGCAGCUGGAGACCAUGCAAACGUACCGCUCUGUCAGCGAGAUGGCUUCACACAAGUUCAAAAGGAUGCUGAACCGGGAACUCACACACUUGUCAGAAAUGAGCAGAUCUGGGAACCAGGUCUCAGAGUACAUUUCUACCACGUUCCUGGACAAACAGAAUGAAGUAGAGAUCCCAUCACCCACGAUGAAAGACAGAGAGCCACAAGAUAUAGCAAGACAGAGACCCUCCCAGCAGCCUGUACCACCCUCGGUUCGACAGUCCCAGCCCAUGUCACAGAUCACCGGGUUGAAGAAGCUGGUGCACAGUGGCAGCUUGAACGACACCAGCAUCCCACGCUUUGGGGUGAAGACGGACCGGGAGGAGCUCUUGGCACAAGAACUGGAGAACUUGAGCAAGUGGGGUCUGAACAUCUUCUGUGUGUCAGAUUACGCUGGAGGCCAUUCACUCAGUUGUAUCAUGUAUACGAUAUUCCAGGAACGGGACCUGCUGAAGAAAUUCCGAAUCCCAGUGGACACCAUGGUAACAUACACGCUGACACUGGAGGACCAUUACCAUGCUGACGUGGCCUAUCACAACAGCCUACAUGCGGCUGAUGUGCUGCAAUCAACCCAUGUGUUGCUAGCCACACCUGCACUGGAUGCCGUGUUCACAGACCUGGAGAUUUUGGCUGCCCUCUUUGCUGCUGCCAUCCAUGAUGUGGACCACCCUGGGGUCUCCAACCAGUUCCUCAUCAACACCAAUUCGGAGCUGGCACUGAUGUACAACGACGAGUCGGUACUGGAGAAUCACCACCUAGCCGUGGGCUUCAAGCUGCUUCAGGAAGAAAACUGUGACAUCUUCCAGAACCUCAGCAAGCGCCAGAGGCAGAGCCUUCGCAAGAUGGUCAUCGACAUGGUGCUGGCCACGGACAUGUCCAAGCACAUGACCCUUCUGGCUGACCUAAAGACCAUGGUGGAGACUAAGAAAGUGACCAGCUCUGGAGUUCUCUUGCUGGACAACUAUGCUGAUCGCAUCCAGGUCCUCCGAAACAUGGUACACUGCGCAGACCUCAGCAACCCCACUAAGCCACUGGAGCUGUACCGCCAGUGGACCGACCGCAUUAUGGCUGAAUUCUUCCAACAAGGUGACCGGGAACGGGAGAGAGGCAUGGAGAUCAGCCCCAUGUGUGACAAGCACACAGCCUCUGUGGAGAAGUCACAGGUGGGUUUCAUCGACUACAUUGUCCACCCAUUGUGGGAGACGUGGGCAGACCUCGUCCACCCAGAUGCCCAGGACAUCCUGGACACUUUAGAAGACAACAGAGACUGGUACUAUAGUGCCAUCCGCCAGAGCCCUUCACCACCCCUGGAGGAGGAGCCAAGGGGACUGGGCCACCCCACCCCAUUGGAUAAGUUCCAGUUUGAAUUAACAUUGGAGGAAGAGGAGGAGGAUGAAGAAGAGGAUGCACUGGAUGUACCGAGGUUACCUAUAACUGAGGAACCCUCUCUGGUUCCAGAUGACAUCAUGGCCCAGGAUAAAGAAUCAUGGAAGGUCCAGGUUCCAGUGUCAACAAAGCUGGAGGUAGAAGAGAGUUGGAGACAGGGGACAGACUCAGCCUGCAGUGUUCCUCAGGAGUCUGUGGGAGCUGUGGGCUGCUCCUCUGGUGUUGUUACCCCCAUGCUGCCUGACUUGAGGACCCUGACCCCCUCAGAGGAGCUCCCGGGCCUCCUGGGCCUCCCCUCCAUGGCAGCAGAGGUGGAGGCCCUAAGAGACAAUGUGGCUGCCACAAUGGUGUGUCACACCUGCUCAGCAACAUCAGGGGAUGAUGCAGCCAUUCUCCCAGCCCCUGACGGGUGGGGGUCAGAAGGAGACCUUACCUGACCCCUACUCCCCUCACCCUGGGGUCCUCCCUCCUCCCCACUCUUCCCACCCACCACCUCAUCUGCCUCAGACUCCUGGUCCUCCUGAGAAAAAAGAAAACAGAAAAGUGGGUUUUUUUUUCUUUUUUUCCCCUUACCCCCCUCUUUCACUCAUGGGGCCUUUUUGUGGAGGCAGGGGCUGGGGAGCCAGGGACUAAGUCCUAAAAAAGGGAUUUUAUUUUUUGAAUUCUA
Molecule: messenger RNA, 3113 nt
Organism: Nannospalax galili (Upper Galilee mountains blind mole rat)
Lineage: Eukaryota; Metazoa; Chordata; Mammalia; Rodentia; Spalacidae
Gene: Pde4a
Product: phosphodiesterase 4A
Exons: 15
Coding region: 316-2883 (855 amino acids)
Biological process (GO): signal transduction
Cellular component (GO): perinuclear region of cytoplasm; nucleus; cytosol
Molecular function (GO): 3',5'-cyclic-AMP phosphodiesterase activity
Source: RefSeq, a predicted model, not a curated record